AGCUUGCGAAAAAAUAUAAUAAAAUUAAAUAUUUUAAAUUAAUUUGUAUUUGCGCAAGCAACAGCACAUACUAAUACAAUGCUGAUUAAAGUGAAGACACUGACAGGCAAGGAAAUUGAGAUUGACAUUGAACCCACAGAUAAGGUUGAUCGCAUCAAGGAGCGCGUCGAAGAAAAAGAAGGCAUACCACCCCAACAACAACGUCUCAUAUUCUCCGGCAAACAAAUGAAUGAUGACAAAACGGCGGCGGACUAUAAGGUGCAAGGCGGCUCAGUGUUACAUCUGGUGCUGGCUUUGCGUGGCGGCAUUCAUAUCUAUCUAAAGAAUUAGACUGGCGGCCGGCGUGUUGAACUCGUCUUAGUAAAUUGGUAAUUGGUGAUCCAUUUAAGUCAUUUUCUACAAAGCCACUUUCAUGUUACUCAAAUAAAAGCCCUGAACGGCAUUUACAUAUUUACGAAAA
Drosophila arizonae is the source of this 460-nucleotide messenger RNA. RefSeq names its product Nedd8 ubiquitin like modifier (gene Nedd8). Lineage: Eukaryota; Metazoa; Arthropoda; Insecta; Diptera; Drosophilidae. Gene Ontology annotation, molecular function: protein binding. The record is from RefSeq and is a predicted model, not a curated record.